ACACCUCCAACCUUACCAAUCUUCAGAAAACACUCCUUUCCAUCCGACGAAAUGAUAGAACCCUCUGAAGACUCAUUUGAGACGAUGAUGGAGCGUAAGAAUCCAUCAUCAAAACAAAUGGAGUCCUCCGAGGGCUCAUCCAACACCACUGUGGCGACAGCGGGCAGCGGAGCGCAGGGAGCCACGGGGCCAGCCAGUGGCCCAGCCCAGGAAAGGGAGGAGCCACCCAGUGGCUCACUCCAGGAAAUGGAAGCGCUGCCCAUUGAUCUACUCCAAGACAUGGAGGAGCCAUCCAGUGGCCCACGUAAGGAAAUAGAGGAUCCACCCAAUGACCUACUCCAAGACAUGGAGGAGUCAUGCAAGGGUCCACGCCAGGCAAGGGCGGAGCCACGCGGGGAAGCAUCUGACGGGAUGAAAGCGGCAUCAGUAAACCCAUCGGGAGCCCAGGAGGCACAAGAGGCUGACACUGACCUGAGUGGAUCGGGAAGGGAGGAGGCUCCUCAAGGGCAAAGCCAGCCCGAGCACUCGACCACGGAAAUCAUGGCCACGGUGCAGUCCAUCAUCUCGCUGUACUUCCGGAUGCAAGACCUCAAAGAACAACAGAGGGUAGCGGAAGAGAUCUUGAUCAAAGGCAUCCACGCCGGCCAACUGCCCGCCCCAAGACACUUCUCUGGCGACCGCAGGGAAUUCCACGAGUUCAUUGUGCUCUGCCAGCUGACCUUACAAAGCUACCCAAGAAUGCUCUACAGCGACCACCUGCGAGUUGGGUACGUCAUCGACCACCUCUCUGGCUUGGCCUUAGAAUGGGCCAAAGCUCUGCUGCAGGAAAACAGCCCCCUGAUGGGAGACUUCCCAGCCUUCCUGGAGGCCAUGUCAGAGGUGUUCGAGUACCGGCAGGCACUGCGUGUGGCAGAAGAGGCCAUGUUCAACAUCAGGCAGGGAGGUCGCUCGGCCACCGAGUACAUCGAUGAGUUCCAGAGCCUGAUACCUGUCUUGGGCUGGCCGGAGGAAGUGCUGCAGGCCCACCUGUGUCAGGGGCUCAGCGAGGAGAUCAGGCACUAUCUGUUCCGGGUCCCUCAGCCAGACUCCCUGGACAGCCUGAUCGUGCUCGUCCUGCAAAUAGAAGAGAAGCUGGCAGAGAGAAGGGCGAUGAUGAGGCUGCCCCCGGAGGCCCGCCCGCGGAACCUGACCUGGAUCGACUCACCUGCUCCGGAGAGGUGGAUGGUCAGCAGCUGGCUGCCCAGCGAAGCUCACCCAGCCAUCGACCGCGCCCACCUCUUCCUGCUGCUCAUGGUGAGGGUGAACCCCUACCACAGCGUCGCGGUCCAGGCCCUGGUGGAUUCGGGAGCCGACGGCAACUUCAUGGAUGAGAGGUUCGCCCAGGAGCACUACGUCGAGCUCUACGAGAAGCCCUACCCGCAGUCCGCCCGGUCCGUGGACGGCUCGCUGGUGGGCCACGAGCCUGCGUGGCUGUACACUGAACCCCUGGUGUGCAUCCACCAGAACCACCAGGAGUCCAUCGAAUUUGACAUCGUACCUUCGCCUCACUUCUCCGUGGUCCUGGGUGUCCGCUGGCUCCGAGUCCACGCCCCGGAAGUCGACUGGAUCAAGGGCCGCUGCACCUUCCACUCUCCCUACUGCCUGAAGAACUGCUUCCGCCCGCCGCCCCCAUGCAUUGCCCUGGAGAGACACAGCAUGAGCCUGCUACCCGGACUGCCGCACCCAUACUCAGACCUGGCCGACGUGUUUAACCCGAAGGAAGCAGAUGAUGAGACUUCCGACCAGCCAAGCUCAGACGGAUCCGAUGAUCUUUCUGAAUCAGAGCCCUCUGAGCUUCAGCAGGCUGGAGACAGUGAUCACAGCGAGACCUUUUACGAAUGUCCCUCCACCGCGCCUUGGGAACCUGUGGGCGCCAGGAUGCAAGAAAGAGCCAGGCUACAGGAUGCAUACUGGGACCUGCAGGACAUGCUGACCGACAGGCAGGACUACAUACAGAUGAUUCCGGAACUGUUUGACCAGUUGCACGGAGCGGCAUGGUUCACCAAGCUGGAGCUGCGCGGGACCAUCGUGGAGGAAAGCCUGAACGUACACCGAACGGAGGAUGUAUGGAAAGCCGCCUUCGGCUUGGAGCUCCAAGACAUGAAGAGCUACCCGUCCUUCACGCUGUCCCCAGACCCUAUCAUACCUCAGAACGUCAUUCACUUCAUCCUAAAGGACAUGCUAGGGUUCUUUGUGCUCUCCUACGGCCAGGAAGUCCUGAUCUACUCCAUGAGCCAGGAGGAGCACCUCCACCACGUCCGCCAAGUCCUGGUCCGCUUUCGCCAUCACAACGUCUACUGCUCACUGGGCAAGAGCCAGUUCCACCGACAGACCGUGGACUUCCUGGGCUUCGCCAUGACCCCCCGAGGGGUGAAACUGAACAAAAGCGUCAUGAGCAUCAUCUCGGGGUACCCGGUCCCUGGCUCCAGGCUGUCCCUGUGGAACCUCCUCGAGUUCGUGGUCCCCUACCGGCACUUUGUGGCACGCUUCAGCAUCAUUGUGGAGCCCCUGGUGCAGCAACUGCUGAGCACCCAGCAGUUCCGCUGGGGAGCCGAGGAGCAAGAGGCCUUCGAGUGCCUCAAGCGGGCGUUCAGCCAGGUGCCCCUCCUCUACCACCCCAAGCCCCAGAACCCCUUCUACUUGGAAACAGGCGUCACUGGGACGGCCCUGCACGCCUCCCUGAUCCAAAUAGACGACCAGACGGGCAAGAGAGUCUGCUGCGCUUUCUACUCCCGCAACACCUCCCCUAUCGAGGUCGAGUACUCUCAACUGGAGAUGAAGAUCCUUCCAAUACGGGCUGCCUUCAUGGUGUGGUGCCGCUACCUGGAGAACACCGAGGAGCCCAUCAUGAUCCUUCUCAACACAGAGGAUCUAGCCUCUCUGAAUAAUGACAGGCUCACCGUACUUCUCCCCGGGCAUUGGGUCUUCUUCUUCUCUCACUUCAACUUUGACAUCGCAGAGCUGUCAGAACAAGAUGGUGGCCGACCUCUGCCACCCGGGAGAAACCUCAGGCAGAGAGCCUUCAAGAAGAGCACUGCCUCCAGGAGAGCCCUGCUUUUCGCCUCAAGGGGAUCCCCCAGGAACCAGUCAACAGAAUCGGGGGAAGAAAACGAGAACGAAGACCAGGAUGAGCCAAAUGUACAGACCCUACAGCAAGAGCUACUGGCCACCAUACCCAUCGACCAAAUACUCAACAGCUUCCUGGCCCACUUCAGCGUGGCCCAGAUCAGGGCGGUCCUCCUGCACUUCUUCCGAGGCCUCCUGUACUGGAAGAACGUCCUAGCUCGGGCGGCCAUCCUCGUGCUGCUGAGGGUGAGGCAGCGCCACUCGCUGACCCUGGCACCCACCAUGCAAGUGGUGCGGCCCCAGCCCAGGCGCUCCCUACGUUUCAUCCUGGACUCGUCCCUCAUCACAGGCAGCGGCAUCUCGACGGCUGUCACUCAGCUGCUCACCCAGAUGCCCCCGCUUGUGGGUGCAAACGUCAUCCCAGCCCAGGAGCUGGCCGAGCUGUUCCUGGGCCCCGAGCGCUGGCAGCGAAAUGAUCUGCAACCCCAGACCCAUCGGGGCCUGCGGUUCACCCCUGGGUUCUGGCUGACGCUGUGCGAGUUCUUCGGUGUCAGAGUCACCCCCCAAGAGGGCGGCCGCCCUGCCCGGCGCCAGAGCCGGUACCUGGAGCUGCACGUCGUUGGCGACGAGGAUGUCGUCUUGCGAGACGCCCUGCAAGACGACCUGCAACGUUACCGUCAGUGUGGCCUGCAUGACGGCCUGCAAGACACCUCGCAGGACGCGCAGGACAACGACGUGCAGGAGGCCCCACCUGGCGACGAAGCCGUCGCCUUCCUGCCACGCCCGCGCCACCUCAUGGACCCGCAGGUCCUGGACUUUUUGGGCAGCCGCCUGCUUCAUGUCCGUGGCGCUGACGGCCAGCUGCACUUGCUCAGUCGUGAGCAGGCAGCCAGGGCCCUGGGCCGGUUUCUGAUCUUGGUCUGCACGCAGGCCUUGCCCACCCCCGCCUGGCGGUGCCCGCCCGGGGAGGAGGCAAGGCUGGAGGAGCUGCCUGAGGAGGACGAAGACCCUGACCUUGACUGAGAAGGCCUCCUCCUCUC
This is a messenger RNA of Carlito syrichta (Philippine tarsier), 4145 nucleotides long. It is a transcript of the gene RTL1, whose product is annotated as retrotransposon Gag like 1. The transcript has a single exon. NCBI's taxonomy places the organism in Eukaryota, Metazoa, Chordata, Mammalia, Primates, Tarsiidae. The coding region runs from base 52 to 4128 and encodes 1358 amino acids. The record is from RefSeq and is a predicted model, not a curated record.